UAGUGCAGUGACAACACGGCAAAGCACUUUGGUCAGACUUCGCCUGUGGCUAAGCUGUUAGCACCUAAGUUGCUUCCCAGCUUGUGGAUGCGGACAGUCAGGCUGUGCUAGGCAGUUAACGAAUUGAAACUUGAAAUAGAAGGAAGAUGAGGCUGAAGGAGAUCCAGAGGAUGGCCCACCAGGCGUGGAGUCCUGCAGGACACCAUCCUAUCUACCUGGCCUUAGGGACAUCAGCACAACAGCUGGAUGCCUCAUUCAAUACCACAGCUGCCCUGGAGAUUUUUGAGGUGGAUUUUUCUGACCCCUCUCUGGACAUGCAUCUAAAAGGGUCCUUACCCACCUCAAACAGGUUGCACAGCAUUGUAUGGGUGAACUUUGGAAUGGGAGCAGAUGGUACUGGAGGCAGACUAGUUGCUGGCAGUGAAAAUGGCUCAUUGACUGUAUAUAACCCAGAGGAUAUAAUGAACUCUGGAGCAGAGGCAGUCGUGGGACAGUGUGACAAACACACAGGGCCUGUUCGAGCUCUUGACUUCAACCCUUUUCAGAGUAAUCUGCUCGCAUCAGGGGCAAAUGAUUCAGAGAUCUACAUCUGGGAUCUUAACAACUUGGGCAGUCCAAUGACACCAGGAGCAAAAACUCAGCCUGCUGAAGACAUCAGUGUUGUGUCCUGGAACAGGCAGGUUCAGCACAUCCUGGCCUCUGCAAACCCCAGUGGGAAAGCAGUUGUGUGGGACCUGAGGAAGAACGAGCCCAUCAUCAAGAUCAGUGAUCACAGCAACAGGAUGCAUUGCUCAGGAAUGCUGUGGCACCCAGAUGUGGCCACUCAGUUGGUGCUGGCCUCUGAAGAUGACCGACUGCCAGUCAUCCAGAUGUGGGACCUGCGUUUUGCGACAUCACCACUCAAAGUCUUUGAGAAUCACACAAGGGGAAUUCUGUCGAUAUCCUGGAGCCAAGCGGACUCCGAGCUCCUGCUGAGUAGUGCUAAAGACAACCGAAUCCUGUGCUGGAAUCCAAAUACUGGAGAGGUCAUUUAUGAGCUUCCGACGACAAACCAGUGGUGUUUUGAUGUCCAGUGGUGCCCCAGGAAUCCAGCCCUGCUUUCUACAGCAUCAUUUGAUGGGAGAAUCACUGUGUAUUCUGUGAUGGGAGGGAGCUUGAAGGCUCAGCAACAAAACACAGUUGAUAAGAUAUCAUCCUCUUUUGACACAAUGGAUCCCUUUGGUACAGGGCAGGUGUUGCCUCCCCUGCAAGUCCCUCAGCCUACAACACAGGACACCAUAGUUCCUCCUCUGAAGAAGCCACCUAAGUGGGUGCGCAGGCCAGUUGGGGCUUCCUUUGCUUUUGGUGGAAAGCUUAUAACCUUUGAGAAUACCAAGCUGCCUCAAGCGCAGAGCCCUCAGCCUGUCCCCAGGCAAGUGUUUGUGAGUCAGGUUACCACGGAGACCGAGUUCCUCCAACGCUCCAGGGAGCUGCAGGCGGCGCUGCAGGCGGGUUCCUUCAACAACUACUGCCAGACCAAGAUUCAGAGUGCCAAGUCAGAUGCUGAGCAGGACAUAUGGAAGUUCCUUCUGGUUAAUUUCGAGGAUGAAGCCCGCAUUAAAUUCCUCAGACUUUUAGGUUUCAGCAAAGAUGAGUUGGAGAGAAAGAUUUCAAAAUGCCUUGGAAAGAAUUUUCAACCCAACGGACAUGGAGUAGACGCCAAAGAUUUAGCAGAAAAGAUGCAGCGACUUUCCACUGAGAGAUCUGAUGAAUCAGCUGCUGUAGGUGAUGAGAGAACAUCAGGGUCUGUUUCACCAGCAGACUUCUUUAGUCAGACUCCAAAGGAAAACUCAAACUUCCAGAUCCCUGUAUCAUGUGAUACUGAUGGGUUGAUAAGCCAAGCGCUCCUGGUUGGCAACUUUGAGGGAGCAGUCGACCUUUGUCUGAAUGACGGUCGCUACGCUGAAGCCAUCCUCCUGUCCAUCAGCGGGGGAGAAGAGCUGCUCAAGAAAACUCAGCAAAAAUACCUGAGCAAGCAAAAGAACAACAUCUCAAUGCUUAUAUCAUCAGUGGUCACCCAAAACUGGAGAGACAUAGUGCAAAGUUGUGAAUUGGACAACUGGAAGGAGGCUCUUGCUGCUCUCCUAACCUACGCAAACCCUGAAGACUUUGCCCGUCUCUGCGAUACGCUGGGAGGACGGUUGGAGCACGAGGCGACAGAGAAGCGAUGCCUGCAGGCCUGCUUGUGUUACAUCUGCUCUGGCAACGUUGAGAAGCUGGUGGAGUGUUGGGCCUUGCAUAGAGACUGCUCCUCCCCUCUUGGUUUAGAGGAUCUGGUUGAGAAAGUAAUGAUGUUGCGCAAGUCAAUCGAACGCCUCCGCAAUAGUGAGGUUGCAGUUCAGAGCCCCAUCCUGGCUGAGAAGCUAACCUGCUAUGCAGGCAUACUUGCUGCAGAGGGCAGUCUGUCCACUGCUAUGACCUACUUGCCUGAGAACUCAGACCAAUCUGGGAUCAUGAUGCUGAGAGAUAGACUGUUUCAUGCUCAGGGAGAGGCUGCAGUUGGACCGCAGCCUCCAAAUUCCUUCAACAGAGUUGGUGUGUCGACAGCCAAGCCUGCUGCUCAGACCCCUGUACCAAAAGCACAAGUUAUGAGCCAAUACCAACCCACUGCCCCCGCCCAGUUGGCUUCACAAUCGCAGCCUCCUAUACCAUCUAUUUUCACCCCAAAAGCUCCUCCAACCAACACUGGGCCUGGUUUGCCGCCCUCUUCUCAUGUACCGCCGCCCUCUGCAGCUCGUCCUGCCAUGGGGCCCUCCUUCCCACAACAUCAUCCUCCAGCUCCAGGUUUCCUUCCUCAUCAGCCAUUCCAGCCAAUGUCCAUGGGCGGACCCUCUGCUUUCCCUCCUCCAGGUCCUUCUAUGCCAGCUGCUAGCUUAUCAGGUCCUCCACUACCACCUCCAUCAUCCGCUCCUGGUGGUCUUCCCCCCAUGCCCAGCCCCGGGGUGCCACCAACACUCUUCAUGCCAUCAACCUCCUUACCUUCAAGCUUCAUGCCGCCCAGCUCCCAGCCAGGGGCCCCAGUCCCCUUGUACCCUGGCGGUGCUCGCAACCAGGGACCUGCUCCCCCCAUGGCACCAGGUCCCUAUGCUCCUCUGGGAUCAGGGUAUCCACAGGGAGGCCCCGGAGCCCCUGCUCUUCCUCCUCCUCCUACAGGAUAUUUUCCCUGGCUGAAUUCCCAGUGUGACCAUGAAGGACCUCAGGAAGGCUGGAAUGACCCACCAGCAGUCAGAGGUGGACCCAGGAAGAAGAAGAUGCCAGAUAACUACACUCCACCGGCCCCCAUCACGGCCCCCGUGAUGGGCUUCUCCGGGGACACACCUCAGCCUCACGACCACACUCAAGUCCCACCCGGAGCCCCACAGGAGCCCAGCGUGCAGCUCCUCCAGCAGCUGCCGGCAGAGAGAGUGGAGCAGAAAGAAAUCCCCGCUGAACACAUGGUCCUCAAAACCACCUUUGACAGCCUGGUGCAGCGCUGCCAGUUUGCAGCAGGAGACCCCCAAACAAAAAGGAAACUGGAUGACGCAGCCAAACGUUUGGGAUACCUUUAUGACAAGCUGAGGGAGCAGUCGCUCUCUCACAACAUCCUGAACGGGCUCCACGAGAUCAGCCGCUGCGUGGCGAGCCAGAACUACCAGCACGGCCUGGAGGUCCACACCCAGGUGGUCAGCAGCAGCAACUUUAGCGAGAUCUCUGCCUUCAUGCCCAUCCUCAAAGUGGUCAUGACCAUCGCCAACAAGCUGGGAGUCUAACCCCGGGGAACUUCAGCAACCAGAUUUCAGUGUUAUGAUAUUGUUAUAUAUGUAUUUAUUUCUUUUUGACCUGAUGACGUGCUUAACUACCAAUAAUAAUACUGAUAUUGAUCUUCACUCCAUACAUGUUCCUUCCUGGAGGACUUGUCUGAUUGGGGCAGUACGGUGGACCUUUUUUUUUUUGUAGUAGUAAAUGUUGCUGUGGUCAUUUUACAAAAAGAUGAAUGUAUGCUGAAAGUGGUGAUUCUGUUUGAAUUCCAAAUUGAUGUAAUAUACAAAGCAGGUGGUGUGAAGUUUGAAUCAAGGUGGCAUUUGUACAUUUAGAUUAACAUAGUGCUUUACAUACCAAUGCGGUUUUUUUCCAUCUCACGUCAUCAGCAGUUGAAAACGUAUGGGAUUUGAAUACAUGCGGUGCUGCAGCUACAGAAACACAAGAUCAGGCACAAGGGGGACUCACAUUUGAGUUGUGGUUAUGAACCAUCUGUUGGUGUAGUUUGUGUGUGUGUGUGGGGAGAGAAAAAAAAAAGUAUCGUUGAAUGAACAAGCAUCAAAAGCAUAAAAAAAAAACACACUGUAACAUAAGUACUGAUUGUUCUCUUCACCUGCUGUUACAGAUUGUGUCCAGUUUAUUGUGCCAUGAGGUCAGAGCACAGCAUUUCAGCAACAAUUUCACUCGAUGGUUAUCAUGGUUUUUUUUUUCUUUUUUCUCAUUGAAUAUUAAAUUAGUCCUAUUAGCGCGUUGAUUACUGACAGUUUGUGUGAAUGAAUGGCCGUUAAUGACUUUACUCCUUUCAUUGCUGACUUGCUCCUGUGUGCAUGUUCUCCUUGUGAACUCGUUCACUCACAUGACGGUAGACAAGAAAUAUUUAUUUGCUGUAUUAUGUCGGAAAAUGAAUUAACAUCCUCACGUCUCCCGUGUGUUAAAGAUGCUUUUCCUAUCACGCUUCAUCUUUUGUAACUCUGAAUGAUUUUUAAAUAAAUCAUACUUGUCGAGAUUAUGACACACAACUGAAAUGAACGGUUAAAUGAGCUGAAUGCUUUGAGGUGUGUAGCUGGACAUAAAAGCUGGACAGUUUGGUGUAUCAUGGCAGCAGAAGGCAGGAAAGUGCCUCGGUGUGCUCAUUUUGGUUGCACAGAUAUUUAUACAAUCCACGUUGCUUACUUUACUCAUUUCGGUAUCUUUUUUUCAAAUAAAUUUCCUCUUCUAA
Molecule: messenger RNA, 4996 nt
Organism: Solea solea (common sole)
Lineage: Eukaryota; Metazoa; Chordata; Actinopteri; Pleuronectiformes; Soleidae
Gene: sec31b
Product: SEC31 homolog B, COPII coat complex component
Exons: 26
Coding region: 147-3788 (1213 amino acids)
Biological process (GO): endoplasmic reticulum to Golgi vesicle-mediated transport; intracellular protein transport; COPII-coated vesicle cargo loading
Cellular component (GO): endoplasmic reticulum exit site; COPII vesicle coat
Molecular function (GO): protein binding; structural molecule activity
Source: RefSeq, a predicted model, not a curated record